Drosophila serrata is the source of this 2983-nucleotide messenger RNA. Its product is annotated as aminopeptidase N. The record is from RefSeq and is a predicted model, not a curated record. Gene Ontology annotation, molecular function: peptide binding; metalloaminopeptidase activity; zinc ion binding. Gene Ontology annotation, cellular component: cytoplasm; membrane. Gene Ontology annotation, biological process: peptide catabolic process; proteolysis. Lineage: Eukaryota; Metazoa; Arthropoda; Insecta; Diptera; Drosophilidae.
CGAGCAGCCAACAUGGCAAAGUGGCUGCUAAACUCGUGUGUCCUGCUGCUCUUGGCAGUGGGUAGCCUGCAGGCGCGCCUGAUCCUGCCACAGUCCCAGGAUAUUGACGGUGUCCAGCUGGAGACCAAGGGAACGGAAGCUAUCUCAUAUGCCCAGGCCAGUCCCCGUGUGGAUGACAAUAGCGAGGGAAACUACCGACUGCCGAACACUACGGCCCCAGAGGCCUACGACGUGGAGCUCUGGACUAAUGUGCACAGUGGAAUCAGGGAGUUUAAUGGAACCGUCAAGAUAGAUCUUCAGGUGCUGGAGGCAACCAAGGAGAUCAGGCUGCACUAUCGUCAGACCUGGAACUUUUCGGCCGAGAUCAUUAGUCGCGAUCUGGCUCAGGCUGUGGCGAUUCCACUCACUUUUACAAACGAGUCCACUCGUGAGUUUCUCACCUUUUCGCCGGUGGACACCACAGUGACCUUUGCCCAAAACACCAACUGGACUCUGAGCAUCAAUUAUACCGGCUUUCUGCGCUCCGACAUGGGCGGCUUCUAUAUCUCGAGCUAUACGGAUGACGAUGGCACAGUGCACUACUUGGCCACCACACAGUUCGAGAGCACCAAUGCCAGGCAUGCCUUCCCCUGCUAUGAUGAGCCUGCCAGGAGAGCCACCUUUAACAUUACCAUCCAUCACGAUUCCAGCUACAAGGCUGUCAGCAAUAUGCCCGUGAAUGAGGCUGCCACUAGCACUGGUGUCACCGCCUUCCAGACCACUCCCAAAAUGUCCACCUACCUAAUAGCCAUCAUUGUAUCCGAUUUCGAGUCCACAACUGGUGAGCUUAAUGGCCUGCGGCAACGCGUCUUCUCCCGUAAGGGUAAGCAGGAUCAGCAGGAAUGGGCCCUUUGGUCCGGCCUGGUAGUGGAAUCCAGUCUUGCCGGCUAUUUUGGAGUGCCCUUUGCCCUGCCCAAGCUGGACCAGGCUGGCAUUCCCGACUUCUCUGCCGGAGCCAUGGAGAACUGGGGUCUGGCCACCUAUCGCGAGCAGUACAUGUGGUGGAACGAGCAGAACUCGACGAUUAACCUAAAGACGAGCAUCUCCAACAUCAUUGGACACGAGUACGCGCACAUGUGGUUCGGUGAUCUGGUGUCCGUGAAAUGGUGGACCUAUUUGUGGCUCAAGGAGGGCUUCGCCACGCUCUUCUCCUACGAGUCGAAUGACAUUGCCUUCCAGUGGGACACCUACCAGAUCUACCAUGUGCAGGACUACAACAGUGCCCUGCUCAAUGACGCCCUGACGAGCGCUGUGCCCAUGACACACUAUGUGCAAACACCCACCGAAAUCUCCAAUAGGUACAACACCUUCUCCUACGCCAAGCCCGCCAGUGUUCUGUACAUGUUUAAGAACGCCUGGUCGGACAAGGUUUUCCGCUCUGGACUGAACAAGUACCUGACCAAGAACCAAUACACUUCCUGCGAUGAAUGGGAUCUAUUUGCCUCCUUCCAAGAGGCGGCUAAUGAGAACAACCUGGUGCUGCCCAGCUCCGUGGACAACAUCUUUAGCAGCUGGUCCCAUCAGGCGGGUUAUCCACUGGUGACGGUGACCCGUAACUACGAUACGGGUGCCAUUACCUUAAAGCAGGAGCGGUACUUGGCUGACAAGGAUAGCGGCAAUACAGCCACCUGGUAUACGCCCAUCAACUUCGCCACGGCCUCCAAUCCCGACUACCGAAACACAAGCGCCUCUCAUUAUCUGCUGAAUGUGACAGAAACCACGAUCACGGAUGUCCAGGCGUCCAGCGAUGGGUGGCUGCUGAUCAAUAAGCAACAAGCCUAUUACAUUCGCACCCUGUACGACGAGCAGAACUAUCUGCUCCUGACCAACGUCCUUAACACCGAGCCCUGGCUGAUCCAUCAUAGGAAUCGCGCCCAGCUGCUCUACGAUGCGUACAUUUUUGUGACCACGGGUCGUCUGAGCCAUAGGAUCCUGUUCAGCCUGCUCACCUAUCUGAAGAACGAGGAUGCGUACGCACCUUGGUCGAAUGCCAACAGCAUCCUGACCGUCUUCGAUCGUUAUUUGCGUGGCGAUGAUUCGUACUAUAACUUCCGGAGCUUCGUGCAGCGUCAGAUUGAGCCCAUCUUUGACAAGCUCGGAGUGAAUGCAAUUCCUGGCGAGCAUUAUCUCAACAAUUACUUGCGCAUCAUCACGGUUAGCCUGAGUUGCCAGGUUGGCUAUGUGGAUUGCUACACUCGAUCCGAGAAGAAGCUCUCCGAGUUCCUCUUUAACGGAACUGCCAUCGAGCCAACUUUGAGGACUCAGGCCUACUGUGCCGGUCUGCGAUCCCCCUCGGCUGAGCUCUACAGCCGAGUCAAGUCUGAUCUGCUCUCCUCCACGGACGCAACCGAUCGUAGCCUAUUCAUCUCGUCCCUGGGCUGCUCUGAAAGGGAAAACCAGCUAGCUGAAUUCCUGAAUCUGUCCUUGGACACGGCCAACGGUUUGAGCUACUCGGAGCGUACCUCUGUGCUGAACUCAGCCUACUCAAGGAGCGAGGACGGUUUGACCGCCAGUCUGGUGUUCCUUGAGAGCAAUUGGGAGGCAUAUGCCAAACUAUCGGAGACUAGCAAGCCACUUGAUUUGGCUCUGAGAGGUAUUGCCACAUAUGUGGUCAGCGAGAAGCAGAAGAUAAGGCUUAAUGCCCUGGUCGAUGAGGUCAAGUCAAAGGAACCUAGCUAUCUGAAUGAUGAUCUAAACACCGUCAUUGACUCUCGCAUCCAGGCCAACUUCGACUGGCUGGACGUGCAUCGCGAUGCUACAUUCACUUGGAUUGCGGACCAUUUGUCGGAGAAUGGCAGUGGAGCCUUAACAGUGCCCCUCGUAACGAUCCUGAUCAGUACGAUGGCCCUGCUUCUGUCACGACUAUUUUAGACUAAUUGGUCAAGUAUUAUAUAUAUUUUAGAUCCCAUAAAUAAAGAUUAACAUGAGUCAUAAUUGAUUGCCA